AUGACAGAGGCGGACUUUGUGCUGGCGAAGCAGGCAGAGGAGGCUGAACAGGCAACAAAGAAGUCGAAGGAAGAGGCGAGGGCGAGGAACAAGGGGAAGGCAGCGGCGUACAAGGCUACUGCUCCUGCUAAGAAGGCUGCUGCUCCUGCUAAGAAGGCUGCUGCUCCUGCUAAGAAGACUCCUCGGUUCAUCCCAUCGCAGGAAGCUCUAGAUAGAGCUAGGGCGACUGCUGGGAAGACUCCGAAAAAGAUGAGGGGAGCUGUGGAGAAGGCUCCGAAGAAGACUACUAAAGCCGCUAUCAAGGCUGAUCAGGCGAUUGCUAAGGGCGGGAAUGCUGGAUAA
Alternaria arbusti is the source of this 342-nucleotide messenger RNA. RefSeq lists its product as uncharacterized. The transcript has 2 exons. NCBI's taxonomy places the organism in Eukaryota, Fungi, Ascomycota, Dothideomycetes, Pleosporales, Pleosporaceae. Bases 1 to 342 code for a protein of 113 amino acids. The record is from RefSeq and is a predicted model, not a curated record.